This is a messenger RNA of Miscanthus lutarioriparius, 570 nucleotides long. The record is from the annotation of a GenBank genome assembly. Lineage: Eukaryota; Viridiplantae; Streptophyta; Magnoliopsida; Poales; Poaceae.
AUGAGCGCCGCCCACCCGGCGUACGCCGACGCCACGGCCUACGGUACGGCGGCCUCUGCCGUGGAGGCGGGGCUUGAGGAGUACGGCGGUGGGCGCAUCGUGGACAUCACGCACGCGUACCGGCCGGAGCUGCCGUUCCCCGGGCGGGACGGGCUCGGCGCGGUCACCCGGCUCACGGAGUCCAUGGCCAACGGCUCCGUCAACAACGUGUCGGAGCUGCGCAUGGUGGCUCAAGCAAUGGAGUCCCUAGAUAUCACGAAAGGGAUUCGCCGAGUUCUUUUCAGAACACUAAACACUGACAGGAAGCUAAUGUCGACGAAGGAAAUUGACACGAGUUUUGUUGGGUUCAGAGAGGAUGGUGCACAAUGGUUAGUUGACAACACUGACAUCAAGCUAGUUGGGAUUGACUAUCUAUCAGUUGCGGCAUUUGAUCACUUGAUACCAGCCCAUUUGGUCUUUUUAAAUAGACGAGUGAUAAUCAGAAUGGAUUGGACAUGUCAUCUAACAUCUUAUACAUUUGAAUCAUGGAAUAUUUCAUCUGUAUCAUCGACCUGUGUUAAUGACAUGUAG